This is a messenger RNA of Ochlerotatus camptorhynchus, 2575 nucleotides long. RefSeq lists its product as uncharacterized. NCBI's taxonomy places the organism in Eukaryota, Metazoa, Arthropoda, Insecta, Diptera, Culicidae. Gene Ontology annotation, molecular function: zinc ion binding; chromatin insulator sequence binding. Gene Ontology annotation, biological process: regulation of transcription by RNA polymerase II. Gene Ontology annotation, cellular component: chromosome; nucleus. The transcript has 6 exons. The record is from RefSeq and is a predicted model, not a curated record. Bases 86 to 2575 code for a protein of 829 amino acids.
UGUGAUCUCUUCAGAAAUCGAUUGUUGUUCAUUAGUUAUAUUGGUUAUUAGUUUAACUAUAAUUUACGCGUAAUAAUCAGAGAAGAUGAAACCGAAGAAAUCAUUCGCUGGUAUCACCUCCUUGCAAAAGUGCAUUAUCCCGCCCUGUCAAAAUCGCUGCGGAUACCCGAAGCAAGCGAUUUCGUUUUUCACUGUCCCUCCAACGGCCAAUAAGGUGUACACUAAAUGGAGCAAUAUCGUCAAUUUGUCCGGAAAGCGAACAGAGAAAAUAUGCGAAGAACACUUCCGGGACUGUGAUUUUAUCAAAUUCGAACGGGUUAAACUCAAUGCCAACGCAGUACCCAGCCUCCGCAUUCCCGCCUAUUGCCUUCAGAAAAUUCUUUUCUACUACAAUGGGCUGUGCUGUGUUAAAGACUGCUCGGCACGAAGUCGCAAGGGUUUGGCACGUUUUCCACGUAAGCCGGUCCUCGUGCGAAAAUGGAAGGAAGUCUUCGGGCUGGAAGAGCACGUGAAUACCGCAAAGCUGUUCGUUUGUCCCCGUCACUUUGCGGAAAAGGAUUUUUUCAAAGCGUCGUCAAUGUAUCUGAAAACAAACGCUGUUCCAUCGAAGAAGUUAACUGACCAAGUCAGACCGCCGAAGCAAGAUCCCAUAGCGCAAAUCGCGGAUCAUAACUACAUAUGCCCUCCCGCAGAGAUGCCUCGCGGCUGUUUCAUUUCCGGAUGUCGUACGCACAAGGACUAUUAUGAACGAGGUGUGGCCAUGUUCUCGUACCCUCGGGACCCUGACCUGAUAAUAGCCUGGAACAUAGCAUGUUCACGGGAGCAAGGCUUCCGGCCACCCCGAUAUGCGUGCGUCUGUGAGAAGCACUUCAAUCCCAGUGAGAUUCACGAAAAGCUCUCCGGGCGGUGCAAGCUGCAGAGAGGUGCCGUUCCUACUCGCUUUCUCGAUGGCUGGAAACGGGGAGAUACAGACGCGAUGCUAGAUAGGAACGACGACUUUGGCGAUGAUCAUUUGAUGCCGACAGUGAACGAAGAACUGAAUCCAAAAAAUGAACACGAACCACCGAACGUUGAAGAGGUGUUCAUCAGCGAAGGGAACAUUAAGGAUACUAUCUCGGAAGUAGUAUCCAUAGUGGCAGACAUGUUCUGUCGUAUGUGUGGCAUUAAACACGAGAAGGACAAUAACUACAGCUUCAAAGACCUACGAAGCGAUCACAAGGCGGAUGCUUUGAUAAACGUCUGCCUCAUGGAUUGCGAAGGAUUGGAGGCAGCAGAAGCGAUAUGUCCAAACUGUUACCAUGAAGUCUGCACAAUCCUAGAUUUCCUUCAAAAGUGUCACGAAGGACAGCAAAGAUUGUUGGAACAGCUGAGUGAGCAAACCCAAAUUGCUAUACCCGAACCACCUCAAGACGAUCUAGGGGACAUCUCAGAUCCCAGCGAAGGUAAGUCGGACGGAGAGGAAGACAAUGAAGCAAAGCUAUCCGAUGGGGAAGACGAUGAUACGGAGGAGAUGAAAAAUUGUCGUAUGGAUCGAUACAUUGAUAGGCUGAUUGCUAAACUCAAAUCUGGAGGAAGAAAAUCUCGCACGUUGAUAAAAAACUGGGAAUGCCUAGACUGUCGGGAAGUGUUUCAGCAUCGAACUCAUCUGACGAAACAUCGUCACACGUGUCCGCUGGUCGGUAGCAAACUUUCUAAACGGCGUGGACCGUUUGUCUGCGAGCUGUGCGAUAAAGUGCUGAACACUUUACCGGGCUAUCGAUACCAUCUGAUGAAGAUGCACGACAAAGAGAAGAUCAGUAGCGGCGGCGACGUUGUAGAUGAGGCUCCGAAGGAAUUGCAAAUGCUGAAAUCUAACAAGAUCUUGGCUUGUCCUAUAUGUACGCAUACUUUCCGAACUGCCGGUGAGUUACGGUACCAUCUGCCCAGCCACAAGAGUACCAACCAGGACAAAUCUAGAACUUUGACACGUGAUCUUGGCAGCGGCGAACCAAUCAGGACGGUUGGCCAGUACAUGUGCAGCUUUUGCGGUAAGAUGGAACGAAGCAAUGCAGCCCUGGAGACACACAUGAAGUUCCACCUGAAGCAAAAGGAUUGGCCAUGUGAUCAAUGUGAUAAGCAGUAUUACACUAAGGCGGAUCUGAAGCAACACGUAAUGAUAGCUCAUGACAAAAUAACCUACACCUGUCAGGACUGCGGUACAGUGCUCAGCUCGAAAGCCACAUUCACUCGGCACAAACGACUGCACAACGAGUCACUGCUGAAGAGGUGCACGUAUUGUCCGAAGAAAUUCACCACCGCCAACGCUCUGAACAAGCAUGUCCACAGUCGACACCAGGGUUUGCAAAGACCUCGGCUGCAUGAAAUCGAGCUGCCGGAGAAGCUUGACGAGACUGAGGAAGAACAGGACACUCAAUGGGAAGAACUGGGUGAUGACCGAGAUGGCGAUGCGUUUGAGGAGAUUAUUGAAGAAGUCAUAAUGAGCGAGGGGUUAUUGGAUUUGGAGCCAAAGGAAGAGAUCAAGGAGGAUGAAUAUCUCUUCUAUGAAGAAGAUGCCGAGGAAGAUGCAUUUGUGUAA